Capronia coronata CBS 617.96 is the source of this 3858-nucleotide messenger RNA. RefSeq lists its product as uncharacterized. The transcript has 2 exons. Gene Ontology annotation, biological process: transcription initiation at RNA polymerase II promoter. NCBI's taxonomy places the organism in Eukaryota, Fungi, Ascomycota, Eurotiomycetes, Chaetothyriales, Herpotrichiellaceae. Gene Ontology annotation, cellular component: transcription factor TFIID complex. Gene Ontology annotation, molecular function: chromatin binding; transcription cis-regulatory region binding; RNA polymerase II general transcription initiation factor activity. Bases 1 to 3858 code for a protein of 1285 amino acids. The record is from RefSeq and is a predicted model, not a curated record.
AUGGAGGGGGUAGAAACCCAGCAUCCCGUCAAUCUGCCUCCGGCUCCUUCUUUCACCGUCGCUCACCAGAAAGUCGAGCUCGAGGUCAGCUUCAACCAACAUGUAACUGGGAGGACCGAAAUCACUAUUUAUCCCGACUCUCCAAACCUCAAAGAAAUCAGACUCCAUGGUCGAAUCUGUACCAUCCAGAAGGUUCUGGUGAACAACAUUCCUCCGUCUUCGGUUCGACAUGAAGAUCCUUGCGACCAGCUUACCCUUCACUCCAACGCGACCGUCCACCAACAUCAUAUACUGGCUGAAAAGCUGGCAAGAUCGGUUGGCCCUGAACCCCAGCCCGAUAUCACCAUUACUCUCCCUCAAAGACUGCGAAUUGUGCCAGUUGACGUUGCAGAAGUCCACACUCAGGCUACUGGCUCGAUCAAGAUCCAGGACCCUCUGACCAGCGGCCCAGCUGCUGCCGAGGCCACGCAAGCGCUGUCAGAUACAACGGUUGCUCGAUUCACUCCUUUGACCGUGGUCAUAGAGUUCGACUCUUGUCAUAUUCGAGAGUCGCUGCAAUUCGUUGCCGGCAGACGAGGAAGUGGGCGUUGGCCACAUGCAUAUACUCGAUCAAAGCUGGGCCCUGGAGGAGCCUCGUCGUUGUUCCCUUGUGUCGAUGUCGCAACUAGUCGAUGUACAUGGGAUAUUUCCAUCAAAUGUGCGAGAACAGUCGGCGAUGCGCUCAACCAGGCCAUGCCGCUUGACCUGUCCCACCUCACCCUAGAAGCCUCCUCUAGAGAGAGCUCAGGUCAGAGCUACGAGGCAAAAGAAAUGCUUGUCAUAUGCUCUGGCGAGCUUACAGACGAGAUCGUGGACAAAGCUGACUCGUCGAGGAAGACCAUGUCGUUCUCCUGCUCCCAGCAACUGGCCCCCGAGCAGAUUGGCUUCGCUAUUGGACCAUUUGAGCAAGUCAACCUAGGCGAACUACGAGAUGCACAGGAACUGGAGGAAUUAGGCCGCAACGCAGUUGAAAUGCUGGCGUAUUGCCUGCCAGGACGAGCCGAAGAAACCAAGAAUACUUGUCUUCCGACCACGAAAGCCAUGGACUUUGUGGUCCACAAGUAUAUAUCUUGUCCGUUCAAGUCGUACUCGAUGGUCUUUGUGGAAGACAUGCCUUCCGACGUCUCCAUAUUCGCGGGCCUGACAAUGUGCAGCACGAGGCUAUUGUAUCCCGAAGAAGUCAUUGACCCGGCUCAAGAGGUGACCAGGCAGCUAGUCCACGCGAUUGUCUCGCAAUGGAUUGGGAUCAAUAUUGUCGCAGAAGAGCCACGAGAUAACUGGGUUAUUAUCGGAGGUUCUUAUUUCAUCACCAACCUCUUUAUGAAAGAUCUCUGCGGGAACAACGAGUACCGCUAUCACAUGAAACAGCAAGCCGACCGGGUCUACGAGCUGGACCAUGACCGUCCCUCCAUCUAUGAUAUGGGCGCUUUGCUACAUGUCGACCCGGCCGAGUACGAGUUCUUGACCAUCAAGGCACCAGUCGUACUCUUCAUUCUAGACCGCCGUAUAGCCAAAACGCAAGGUGCGUCAAAAAUGCCAGGCAUACUUGCGAAGAUCCUUACCAGAGCUCGAACGGGCGACUUGGUCAACAAUGCACUGUCCACGGACCUAUUCCAGAAAACAGCCGAGCGUAUGGGACACAUCAAGAUUGACGAUUUUCUUGCUCAAUGGGUGAAAGGCGCCGGCUGCCCCAGAUUCCAGGCGUUUCAAAGAUUCAACAAGAAGAAACUGGUUGUUGAGAUGCUUAUCAAGCAACUCCAAGGGACAGUGACAACGGAACGAGAGCUCGAGGUUGACUCUUUCAUGAGAGACGCUCGGGAGGACUUCCAAAACGUGUACGCUGCUCCGGCGCAACCGGUGUUCACAGGGCCAAUGACGAUCCGAAUCCACGAAGCAGACGGAACACCUUACGAGCACAUCGUAGAGAUCAAAGAUGCCAGUACCACGUUCGACAUCCCUUACAACACCAAGUAUAAGCGUCUUAAGCGCAGCAAGAAACAACGAGCUCGAGCCACUGCCAAAGCCGCCGCGGAAGGAGGAGACGAAGACAACGACUCUCUCGUCUACUGUCUGGGCGACGUUCUUCAGAGCGAGGAGGAAGUUGCUAAUUGGAGACUCGCCGAAUGGACCCCGGAAGAUGAAGAACGAAUGAACGCCGAGUCUUAUGAGUGGAUCAGGCUGGACGCGGAUUUCGAAUGGAUCUGCCGAAUUAACCUACAGAUGCCCGGGUACAUGUUCAGUUCGCAGCUACAGCAGGACCGAGAUGUUGUUGCGCAGCUGGAAGCGCUCCGACACAUUUCGGUAUAUCCAGCUGCACCUCUGGUGUCCUCCAUUUUCGUCCGUACAUUGAUGGAUCGGCGCUACUUCCAUGGCGUCCGGGCGAUGGCCGCACAGUGUUUGGUCAAGCACGCCAAAGAUGAAGGCGAGGCGAAGUACAUUGGUCUGUUUCAUCUCAAGAAAGCGUUCGAAGAACUCUACUGCGUACGGGAUGAACGUGGCUCGGCAAUGACUCGGCCCAACGACUUCUCCGACCAGCUGGCGUACAUGCUGCAAUGCGAGAUCAUCCAGGCAAUCGGUAAAGUGCGAGACAGCCGCGGCCACGCCCCCAAGGAAGUCAAGGAGUUUCUGCUCGACAAGCUCAAGUUCAACGACAACUCGGUCAACGAGUAUUCGGACGCUUACUACAUUGCGAGGCUGAUGAAGGCGCUCGCACAAGCCGUUGUUGCACGACCUCAGCAGCCACACCACCAGAUGGGACCGGCUAACUCGGCCGGCAAUGGGGAGCUGGACAUGGUCAGCGGCAUGGACAAUGCGGACCUGGAUCUCGAGGACGAAAUGCACGAAAUGCGCCAGCUGGAGCACCAGGUUUUGGACGAGAUCGACCGGUUCCGUAGAAUGGACGAGUGGACCAGUUCGUACCAGAACCUGUAUUCCCGAACGGCCCUGGAAUGCCAGGCCAUGCUUGCCGCCACGGGCAUCGGGCAGUUCUCGCCGCUACAUUUCCUGCAGUAUACCCGACCAGGGAAUUACGAGAUGCUGCGCGAGACGGCAUACAAUGUCCUCAUCACACCGACCGUGUUCGACAAUCCAUCCAUCCUUCGCUACGUGCUGUACUGCAUGGUGGCCGACGCGUCGCCGUGGUUGCGGCAGAGCCUGCAGCGGGCGUUUGGAAAGGUCCUUGCGAAGCGAGCAAUCGGCGACAAGCACAGCGCGACAGCGGCGGGACCUACCACUGAUGGCCUGGUGAUUGAGGACACGGCAGCCGGAGCCGAUGCGCGCCAGCACGACCUGGCCAGACGACAGACCAUUGAGGGGGCCAUGGCCGCGUUGAAAAAGGAGCUUGGGGACCACGAAGCGCUGAAGUCGGCUCUGUGGGAUGCCAGUUGCUACAACCAAAUCACGCUCGAGGAUCUACAGACGUUACUAGACUUCUGCCGACUGCUGUUCGAGCCGAUUGACCAAAUGAAGGUCACGCUACGGCUGCCGCGGUACUGGCAGGUCGAGAAUCUAGGCAAGGGUAAACUCAAGUUCACCCAAACGCGCAAAGUCAGAUCGAAGCUUGUGCCGAAGUGGCAGCCGCCGGUGCCUGUGCAAUCUGCUCGACCAGCGCCAGCGGCAGGUCCAGUCCACCGACCUGUUGCCGGUAUCAGUGGCUUGAAAUUGACUUUCAAAAUGAGCUCGACCCAGUCUUCAAACCCAACACCUACUCCUCCGCUUCCACCUCUACCGUCACAGCGGCCGGCACAAACGCAAUCCCCCACACCAUCCGCUGCCCCAGGCCGCGUUGUUCUGAAAUUCAAGGGAGCCUCCAAGGGAUGA